AUGCCGCGCCCUCUCCGCGCGGGUUGGCUCCUGCUUCUCGUCUCCAUCCUCGCGUCGCUCGCGAGAUGCGAAGGCGCCGGCCCGCCUCGCUUCGCGGACGGGUACCCGCGCGUCGAGCGCACGGGCGCGCUCACGUUCGUCGUGUCGCUGAAGCUCGACCUCCCCGGGGCGGUAGACGUCGUCGCGGCCGCGGAAGGCGAUUACCCGUCCUGGGGAGCGGGAACGUCGCUCGCGAGCGUGAGGAAGGCGGCCGCGGAAGGCGGCGAGAUCGUCGACCCGCCGGACGCGUCCACGCCCUCGCCCGCGUUCUUCCGCGAGACCGUGUCGCUGCCGACGGCGGGGACGGAGGCGUGGGUCACGAUACGCGGCGCGUGGAACGCGCGACAUCCCGAGCGCAGCGGCGCGCACAACGCGUUCGUCGCUCGCCCGAACACGACGUACCUCGUCGCCGCGGCGCCGACGGACGACGCCGCGGGGGACGACGACGUGCGCGCGGUGGAGGCCACGACGGCGGCGACGAUAUCUUCGGACGCGUCGUUGCGCGCGCUCGGCGUCGGCGGCGUCGCGUCUCUCGUCCCCGCGUUCGACGCGUCCGAACGGGACGACGCCUCAGCGGCGACGCGCGUCGCGGAGGUCGACGCGGACGCGGAGAGCGUCGUCGUGUACGCGUCGCCGAACGCGGGGGCGGUCUGGCGCGUGACGACGCGCGACGUAGAGAUGAAGAUAGGACGCGGGGAGCACGGGGAACCGCCCGGGGCGCACGUCUCGCCGCCCGCGAGGGUCUUCUACGGGACGAACCGCCCGUUCGAGGUGGUCGUCACCGCGGAGGACCGGGUCACGACGCGGCGGUACCGGCUUGCCGUGUUUCGACCGAGGUCCACGGAAGCGCGUCUCGCCGACCUCGUCCUUCGCUCGCGAGAUUUGAAUGCGAGGUUCGACCCGGACGUGUACGCGUACUCCGCCGCGGUGCCGCACGACGUCCGCGGCGUGAAGGUGGUGCCCGCGGUGAUGGACGAGCGCGCGCAGGCGAUUCGCGUGAAUGCCGUGCUCGUGAAGAACAAGGCCGCGAGCGAGGACGUCCCUCUGCGCGUCGGGAACAACGUCAUCGCCGUGGAGGUGAUCGCGCAAGACCCGAAGUACUCGAAGGUGUACCGCGUCGAAAUCGCGCGCGCGUACCCGGGGACGGACGUCGAGCUCGGGAUGCUCGAGGUCAGCAGCGUCUCGACGCUCGUGACGGGGAGGUCCAUGGGGAUCGAGGUCACGAAGACGGUGCGGACCGAGCACGCCCUGACGCCGCGAUUCGACCCGCCGCUGUCGUCUCCCUCCGCGGCGACGGGCGUGGACGCGUACGCCCUCGACGUCGAUCACGCGGUGAAGCGAAUCACGCUCUCGGCGGCGGCGAGGGACGACGCCGCGACGCUGACGGUGACCUCGGCGGCGCUCGACGUCUCGCCGAGCGGCGCGACCGUCGUGACGGUGACGCUCAGGGGACGUCCGACGAACGAGCGUCUCGCGUCGCCGUGGCUCGCUAACGUGCGGGAGUUCGACGUGAACCUUCCGAUCGGCCGCACGCGCGUGGAGGCGACGGUGACCGCGGUGGACGCGCGUGUCGCGAGGACGCGGACGAUCACGGUGACGCGCUCGGACGCCGCGUUCGACGCGACGUUAUCCGACCUCGUCGUGUACGUCGCGAGCGGGCUGCGCCUCGUGCCCAUGGUCCCCGCGUUCAGCCCGAGCGUGUACGCGUACUCGGUCAACAUCACCGCGGACGACGUCGCCGUCGUCGCGGCGCCGACAGCCUCUGACUCGAUGCAUCGAUACGUUCGCGUGAACACGGAGGUCAUCCCGUCCGGUUCGCUGUCGCGAGAGCACGUCGUGCCUCCGGGGGGGACGAUACGCAUAAACGUCGCGGUCACCGCGCAGGACGGCACCACGGUCGCGCAGUACGACGUCGACGUCCAUCGCGCCGCGCACGCCGAGGACGCGUCGCUGAAGAGCUUACACGUAUCCGCGGGCGCGUUGACCCCGGGGUUUUCGCCGUCGGUCACGACGUACGCGCUCACGCUCGGGCACGCCGUGAACGCGAUAGCGGUGACCCCGGUCGCGAGCGAUCCGAUGUACGACCGGAUCAUCGUGAACGGCGUCGGACAACCGUCGGGGAGCGCGUCCCGGGAUAUCGAGAUUCCCGAGGGGCACGGCAACGGCGAGGAGCGCACUCUGGGGACGACGACCGUGCUCGUGACGUGCGUCGCGCAGGAUCGCGCGACGUCGACGACGUACGUCGUUCACGUCACGAGAGAACCCACGCCGAUCGCGCCGAGCGACGCGACGCUGCGCGAGCUGAGGGUCGCCCCCACCGCGGGGACGAGACUCGUUCCCGCGUUUCAUCGAGAGACGUCGACGUACGAGCUCUUCGCCCCGCACAGCGCGCCGUCCGUGUCGCUCACGCCGAUCACAAACGACGUCAACGUGUACAGGAUAACCGUCAACGGGGACGACAUCGAACGCGGCGACGCGUACACGACGACGAUGGACGAUCUUCUCGCGAGAGAGGACGUGUGGAUAGAUAUCAAGGUUUACGCGGCGAAUUGCGAUCCGGAUUGGGCGUCCGCGCCGUUACUCGUCGACGGAUACCCGCCGACGUGGUGCUCGCGUCGAACGUACAGGGUUGAGAUGCUCGAGUACGGGCCGGGCGCGUACGAAGGGCUUCGACAUCUGAGCUCCGGGGAUCAGGCCGACCCGGGCGGGGCGAUUCGAGAGAUGCGCCCGUUCCCCGUCCCCUUUCGCGACUCCCCCGCGUUUCUGUCGUCGCUCGAAUGGAAAGACGAAGGCGCCGACGACGAAGGGUACUGCGGAAAUUGGCUGUGCGCGAACUCCGUCGUCGACGCGACGCUCGCAGGGUUGGAAGUUCGCGUGUCUAGGACGAACGCGCCGCUGACCGGGGACGCGCCGAACCCGGCGAGCGCGGCGCCGAACACAACUAUUUCGUACGCGCCCGCGUUCCACAACGAGACCAAGUUCUACGUCGCCGCCGACAUCGCCACGAAGACGGACAGGAUAUCUAUUAAAGCCACCGCCGCGUCUAACCUCAUCACGAACGUGACCAUCAACGGCGUCGGCGUGAACAGCGGCGUUUUCAGCGGCGAUAUCGACCUGGCUUUUGGCUUAAACGUCUUCGAGAUUGUCGUCACCGCGGGGCAUUAUCACAUCCAGAGCACGUACACGCUGCAAGUCUCUCGCCCGGUACACGAUAACUCGUACCUCGCCGACAUGGUCGUCUCCCACCAUGAGCUCUUCAAAUACGAAGCGCCAAACCUGACGGACGUCCCGAAACCGGUGGCGCCGUGCGACUUAUACGAUGCCUCGUUUCGUUCGAGCAGCGGGCUCGCGUAUCAACCCAUGUGCGACUCCGGGGUCGUAUCCGCCGCCCCGAGCGCGCUGCACUACGGAUUCGAACUGAGCGAAACGAGCUGGAACUUAAACGACGAUUCCCUGCAAGCGUUAGCGGAGGUUGUCGACCCGACCGCGGAUAAUGUCGACGACGCGAAUCACGCGUCGCACGCGUUUCAUUUCGACGGAUUCCACUACCACUGGUUCGACUACAUCAUCGUCGCGGACACGCGGACGGAUUACGUCAUCGUGAACGCGAGCACGGCGGACGCCAACGCGGAGCUCAUCACGAUUGGACAGGUUCGGAACUGUCACGCGAUGCCGCGCACGAGCGGGUGCGUCGGGAAAGAUUUCGACGCUUGGGGGUGGGUCAGCGGCGAUCACGGGUUCACGUCCGUGAAGAGCGAGCGGUAUUCACCGCCGGUCGACUUAAGAUACGGCACGACGCUAACCACUAUCACCGUGACCGCGCACGACAGCGCGAGUAAGAGCGUGUACACGCUGCGAACCGCGCGAAUGCCGCCGAAGAUAGAUGCGGAGAUUCGCGGCGUCGGCGCGUUUUUAGACGCGCUCAUUUCACAAGCGCGGCAGCCGCGGACGGAGGUUACGUUCACGUUCCGCUUAGGAGGAGUCGACGCGAUAUGGACGCUCGAUCCGUUCCUCAGGGAGACGAUCGAGGUGCAAAUACAGAAUUUCGUGCGUUAUGCCGCGGUCGCGGACGUUCACGUGUUCGCGGACGUGUCUUCGUCGAAUAAAACCCGCGCGGGGGACGUGGACGCGGUGGUGAAGGCGAUUUUCCCGUACCCGGCGGACGCGACGACGUUGAUGACGUGGAUAUCUCAGGAAGGUUGGGUGAAUACCCCGGGGUUCACGUUCGACGAGUACCUUUUGAACUUCGGUCCGAUUUCCGUCGUCCAGGGACCGACGAGAACGACGACGCCGUCGAUUUUCGCGCCCUGGCGGAAGACGUACUAUCUCGACCUCCCCGCGGGAACGAAUUACGUCCCGAUAACGAUUCCCCCGACGGAAUCUCCCGUGGAUGGAUACGCGAUAACGAUCGACGACGAGCCGUACGCCCCCGGGUCGACGAAAUUUGUCGAAGUCGUCAAGUGCGCCAUCGGGCCCGUGCACUGCGACGCGCAAAAGACGACGAUCACGAUCGACGUGUGCGUGUUCGAGACGUGCGCGAAGUAUGUCUUCGUGCUGACGUCGCCGCCGUCCCCCGCGCCGAUCGACGACGCGUCCUUGAGAGAUUUGAACAUCACCGCGGGACCGAGCGACGCGUCGAGCCGUGUGGGCGUCGAGUACACGCCGGCGUUUCAUUACGCGCAGCGCACGUAUCGCGCCGCCGUGGACAGCUCGCUCGAGCGCGUGUACGUCGCCGCGGCGCCGAACAGUCCGCGAUAUUCCGGGCUCUUCGUGAACGGCCGACGCGUCGCGCCGUACGCGAGCGUCGCGGUGUCGAUGACCGAGCUCGAGCGGGAUUACAACGGCGUCGUCACGAUCAGGGUGAUCGCGGAGGACACGAAGACGACGUUCGAGACGAAGAUUCGCGUCUUCGUGAGGUCGCCGUUCGGGUUCAGAGCCGAGGAAGCGAACGCGUUGGACGAGUUAAAAGGAAAGUUUGGCGACAGCGGUGGCGUCCUGCCGGGCGGAAGGAGAUCGAAACCGGAGACGUCCGACGGGCAGGCGAUGCCGAACACGCUCGUCGUCGGGUUGGACGUCGAUCCGCCGAAAUUCGCGGAGUCGUACCCGCGCGUCGAGCCGCUCUGGGAGGGCGGCCCGCACCUGGAGCUCACCGCGCGAACGUCCGAACCCUCGGUCGUGUAUUACGCCCUGACCGUGCCGUGGGCGCGGCCGCCGACGACGCGCGAGGUCAUCGACGCGGCGAAGCAGAAGAGCGACACCGCGACGCGACUCAUCGCGGGCGGGAACGUCUCGGGUUUCAUCUCGACGUCGCUCGCCGCCGCCGCGGCCGCCGGCGCGGCGUCGCCGGCGCAGACGGAGUCCGGGUUCGUCGCCGCGGGCGUCAUGACGAGCGCGCAUCACAUGACGCGGGAACGGCGCGUUUUCCUCACGUGCUUGGACCCGGACGUCGGAUUCGACGCGUACUUCGUCGCGGAGGAUCGCGCGCUCGACCUCGCCCUGAAUCCCUCUCCGAAUGCGCAACCGUCACCGACGGCGGUGUUCGGCGCGCGCCCCGGCGGCGGACCCAACGGGUUGGCGGCGCCGUGGUCCGACGCCCUCGCGGACGUCGCGAUCGACCCUAAGACGUUCGCCUCCGUGAUCGGAGGCGGCAUCGCGGCCGUGACCGCGCCCGUCGGCGGCGUCGCGACGAGCACGCGCGCGCUCGUGUUCCCGGCGUCGCCCUCGGGCGCGCAGUCGCUCUCCACCGCCGCCGCCGUCGGCGCGCUGCCGUGCGACGCCGCGGUUCGCUUCGAGGUUUCCCCGCUGGACGACGCGGCGGGCGCGGGGGAUCUCGUGUUGGAAACGCGUCGGGAGCCGACCGGGGGCAUCGUCACGGCGUGGCGCGAGGUGUGGCGGAUGUCCAUGAGCGAUCUGCGCGCGGCGUCCGCGGCGGCGUCCGCGUCGGUCGGCUGGGUGUCCGUCGUCGCGGAGACGCUGGACGCCGGGGAGGACCACGUCCUGCGUUGGAGCGGGCCGGGGAACGCCACGUGGGGGCUUCGAAACGUGAGCACGCGGUACGUCGUGCCAUAG
Messenger RNA from Micromonas pusilla CCMP1545, 6108 nucleotides. RefSeq lists its product as uncharacterized. The transcript has a single exon. NCBI's taxonomy places the organism in Eukaryota, Viridiplantae, Chlorophyta, Mamiellophyceae, Mamiellales, Mamiellaceae. The coding region runs from base 1 to 6108 and encodes 2035 amino acids. The record is from RefSeq and is a predicted model, not a curated record.